Dichomitus squalens LYAD-421 SS1 is the source of this 627-nucleotide messenger RNA. RefSeq lists its product as uncharacterized. The annotation marks the transcript as partial. Lineage: Eukaryota; Fungi; Basidiomycota; Agaricomycetes; Polyporales; Polyporaceae. The record is from RefSeq and is a predicted model, not a curated record. The transcript has a single exon.
CUUUUGCAAGCUCGCUAUUCGGACUCGGAAAACGUCGAAGAAUUUCUACAAGAAAUGGUGCGCCUGCGCGAGACGCUGGCGACCAUGGGACACGCCCUGAUGGAAGAAGAGUUCGCGAUCACGCUUCUCACGGCGCUACCGGACAGCUGGGACCCAAUGGUCAGCUUGAUCAAUCACGCAACAGAUCUCAAGGAUGCCAAUGAGAUCAUCGCGCGGAUCAGGCAACAUGCAAGCCGCAUCAACGACUCGGAGGUCGCGAUGGCGGUGCACGCAAAGAAGGGCAGAGGACCCCCUUUGUGCUAUACGUACGGUAAGCCCGGUCUGGCGCGCGACUGCCCUAACCACGACGCGAAGGACGCGAAGGACGCGAAGGACGCGAAGGACGCGAAGGGGAAGAAGAAGGGCAAGGGCGACAAGGACGACGGGAAGAGCGACAAGCGCAAGCCCAAGAAGGACGGGCCGAAGGCGCUGGCUGCCGAAGAAGAUGGCAGCGACAGCGACUCCGAUGAGUACACAUACGCGCUGAUCGAACAGGUCGACAGCGAUUUGGACGAGGACUCCGAGGAGCUUGCACUGGCGGCGCGGGUAGCUCGGGACGCUUGGGUAAGCGAUUCCGCUACUACGGUG